Molecule: messenger RNA, 1252 nt
Organism: Tarenaya hassleriana
Lineage: Eukaryota; Viridiplantae; Streptophyta; Magnoliopsida; Brassicales; Cleomaceae
Product: binding partner of ACD11 1
Exons: 6
Coding region: 103-882 (259 amino acids)
Molecular function (GO): RNA binding
Source: RefSeq, a predicted model, not a curated record
UUCGAGGAAGAAACUGCCUCUGCCCCUCCCAUUUGAAGAAGAAGAUUGUUCUCAUCCGAUCCCGUAGUGAUCAAAUACCAUUAAGGACGAAGCUUUGAAUCCAUGGCGGUAAGGUCAGUAAAAGUAAGCAAUCUCUCCCUGGGAGCAACAGAGAAGGACGUAAAGGAAUUCUUCUCUUUUUCUGGUGAAGUUGAAAGCAUUGAAAUUCAUGGCAAUAACGAGCGCUUUGCCUAUGUCACAUUCAAAGAUCCUCAAGGAGCAGAGACUUCUGUGCUCUUAUCAGGAGCUACUAUAGCUGAUCAAUAUGUCAUCAUUGAGCUGGCUUCUGACUACAAUCCACCAGAAGCUCCUCGCGCAGGAACGCAGAGUAGCGGCGGCAGCAGCACAGAAGGACAGGAGAAUUAUGUAGUCCAGAAGGCGGAAGAUGUUGUAAGCAGCAUGCUAGCAAAAGGUUUCAUUCUCGGGAAAGACGCGCUUGGUAAAGCAAAAUCCUUCGACGAGAAACACGGGUUCACUUCAACGGCCACUGCCAAAGUCGCAUCUCUGGACCAAAAGAUGGGUCUAAGCCAGAAGUUCACGGCCGGGACGACAAUGGUGAACGAGAAAAUGAAGGAGAUGGACCAGAAGUUCCAGGUAACGGAGAAGACAAAGUCAGCUUUCGCGGCAGCAGAGCAGACGGUGAGCAGUGCUGGGUCGGCUGUAAUGAAGAACCGUUACAUAUUGACGGGUGCAACGUGGGUGGCCGGGGCGUUCAACCGAGUGGCGAAAGUGGCUGGGGACGUGGGGCAGAAAACGAAAGAGAAGCUCCAGACGGAGGACCAGCAACCACCAGAAGGGUAUUCCCCUAUUCAUGGGACUGAGUCCUCCAUCCGUAUCCAGUGACAGGGAUUCUGGUGGUGGUGAAGUGGAAGUUAAGUUGGCUUUGGUUGUAACAUAAAAGCUUCAGAUAAGAUUUCCUUACCCUGAGAGUAAGUUUUUAUAUGGAAUUUACUCUCACUGGGAAGAAAUCUAUGGAGUUGCUGACUUAAACUUGUGUCGUCAACAGUUGUUUUGUAGUGAUCAAGUUAUGGCGUGUUUUAGAGGGCUGAAAUGUAAGGCGGGUGUGGGCCUUCCAAUCUUUGGCCCUUUUAGAUCUACGGGGAAAAGUUAAUGGGCUUUUUAUAUUUCAUAUUUCACCCGCUGAAUAAUAUCGAGGGGCAGAACUUUUGAAUGAUUAAACAGAUAGAUCAUAAAGGCCCAUAUUUUUUUUUUA